AUGAUCUUGAGCAGAGUAUCAUUGGGCUUUUUGGGCCUGUUUUUCAUGGCAGCCUCCAUCUUGCUGAUCUUUCUCACACUGCUGGGGGGUGCUCGCAAUAGCACUCCACUGAACGAGAUCUACUUCCUGCAGGCCGCCACUGGGAACAUCCCUGGGGCCCCAAGCAUUUCGCGAUGGACCUUCUGGAACGUCUGCGGAGUGACCAACAAUGGCAGGAAUGACUGCGGCAAAACGCACCCCGACUACCCAUUUGACCCCCCAAGCCACCGCACUUUUGAUACCACCGUGAAUGUUCCCCCUGAGUUCAUCGGAACGAAGCACUACUUCUUGACGUCGCGUUUCAUGUUCCCAUUCAUCAUUAUCGGUCUGUUCUUCGCCGUGUGUUCGCUCUUCACUGGGUUGCUAUCAAUGUGUACCCGCAUCGCCAGCUACCUCUCCGGUUUCCUGGCCUGGCUCGCUCUGACUUUCCAGGGCAUCACCACCUGCCUCAUGACUGCUGUCUUUGUUCAGGGCCGCAACGCCUUUAAUAAGAAUGGCCAAAACUCCCAGCUGGGCGUUAAAGCCUUCUCCUUCAUGUGGACUGCUACCGCUUGCCUGUUCCUCUCAUGUCUGAUGUACUGUCUCGGCGGUGCCGUCGGCCGGAAAGACAACUCCGGAUACAGCGGACGCAAGGAACGCCGCCGUGGUUUCUUCUCCUCGCAGCGCUCUAACAGUGUGAGAAGCCAGAAGAAGGAGCGGGAGAACAACUCCUACGCUUAA
Molecule: messenger RNA, 759 nt
Organism: Penicillium arizonense
Lineage: Eukaryota; Fungi; Ascomycota; Eurotiomycetes; Eurotiales; Aspergillaceae
Product: SUR7/PalI family protein
Exons: 4
Coding region: 1-759 (252 amino acids)
Biological process (GO): septin cytoskeleton organization; fungal-type cell wall organization; cortical actin cytoskeleton organization
Cellular component (GO): plasma membrane; cell cortex; membrane raft
Source: RefSeq, a predicted model, not a curated record